Messenger RNA from Rangifer tarandus platyrhynchus (Svalbard reindeer), 1344 nucleotides. The record is from the annotation of a GenBank genome assembly. NCBI's taxonomy places the organism in Eukaryota, Metazoa, Chordata, Mammalia, Artiodactyla, Cervidae.
AUGGCCCCGAAGCUGCUGCUGCUCCUCUGCCUGCUCUCCGGCUUGCACGCGCGGACCAGGAAGGUGGAAGAAGAUGAAUAUGAAGAUUCAUCAUCAAACCAAAAGUGGGUGUUGGCUCCGAAAUCUCAAGACACAGAUGUGACUCUUAUUCUCAACAAGUUGCUAAGAGAAUAUGAUAAGAAGCUGAGGCCAGAUAUUGGAAUAAAACCCACUGUCAUUGAUGUUGACAUCUAUGUUAACAGCAUUGGUCCUGUGUCGUCAAUAAACAUGGAAUAUCAAAUUGACAUAUUUUUUGCUCAGACCUGGACUGACAGUCGCCUUAGGUUCAACAGCACAAUGAAAAUACUUACUCUGAACAGCAACAUGGUGGGGUUAAUAUGGAUUCCAGAUACGAUCUUCCGAAACUCCAAAACCGCAGAGGCUCACUGGAUCACCACCCCCAAUCAACUCCUCAGAAUUUGGAAUGAUGGGAAAAUCCUUUAUACUUUAAGGCUCACCAUAAAUGCAGAAUGCCAGCUGCAGCUGCACAACUUCCCCAUGGACGAGCACUCCUGCCCGCUGAUCUUCUCCAGCUAUGGCUACCCCAAAGAAGAAAUGAUUUAUAGAUGGAGAAAAAAUUCAGUUGAGGCAGCAGAUCAGAAAUCCUGGCGGCUUUAUCAGUUUGACUUCAUGGGCCUCAGAAACACCACAGAAAUUGUGCAAACAUCAGCAGGUGAUUAUGUUGUCAUGACUAUAUAUUUUGAAUUGAGUAGAAGAAUGGGAUACUUCACUAUUCAAACAUAUAUUCCUUGUAUACUGACUGUGGUUUUAUCCUGGGUAUCAUUCUGGAUCAAAAAAGAUGCUACACCAGCAAGAACAGCAUUAGGCAUCACCACAGUACUGACCAUGACCACACUCAGCACCAUAGCCAGGAAGUCCUUGCCCCGUGUUUCCUAUGUGACUGCCAUGGACCUUUUCGUGACUGUGUGCUUCUUAUUUGUCUUUGCUGCUCUGAUGGAGUAUGCUACCCUCAACUACUAUUCAAGUUGUAGAAAACCAACUACCACUAAGAAAAAAACAUCGAACUAUUCUCUCCUUGACAUGAGGCCACCACCACCUGUAACAGUUACUCUAAACAAUUCCAUGUACUGGCAGGAAUUAGAAGAUACCUGUGUCUACGAGUGUUUGGAUGGCAAAGACUGUCAGAGUUUCUUCUGCUGCUAUGAAGAAUGCAAAUCAGGAUCUUGGAGAAAAGGACAUAUUCACAUAGACAUCUUGGAACUGGACUCAUAUUCACGAGUCUUUUUCCCUACAUCAUUCCUGCUCUUCAACUUGGUUUAUUGGGUGGGAUACCUCUAUCUCUAA